This is a messenger RNA of Melanotaenia boesemani (Boeseman's rainbowfish), 4961 nucleotides long. It is a transcript of the gene caska, whose product is annotated as calcium/calmodulin-dependent serine protein kinase a. Gene Ontology annotation, biological process: protein phosphorylation; regulation of neurotransmitter secretion. Gene Ontology annotation, molecular function: signaling receptor binding; ATP binding; protein kinase activity. The transcript has 29 exons. Bases 779 to 3649 code for a protein of 956 amino acids. Gene Ontology annotation, cellular component: basolateral plasma membrane; cell-cell junction; plasma membrane. The record is from RefSeq and is a predicted model, not a curated record. Lineage: Eukaryota; Metazoa; Chordata; Actinopteri; Atheriniformes; Melanotaeniidae.
AAUGUCCGAGUAUGAGAGAGACGGUGGGAGGAAUAAAAGGUAAACCAACGGCUGGAAAGUAGUGCCGAGCCGAGGGGGAAGGGACCGGGAGUGACGUCUCUGAAUUUGUUGGCUUUUUUUUUUUUUUUUUUUUUUUUUUUUUUUCUUUCUUUUAGAGGAGUUGAAACCGGCGGUUGGAGGACUGGACGUGCAUCCCCUUAAACACUAACCCGCGGCUGUUGGGGAUGUGGAGAUCACAUUAGCUCACCUGGAUCAACCCCGUGUUGAUGUUCGGGUGUGUUUGGGCAUUUCAUCCGCACGGAGCUCCGCAUUCAGACCCGUUUAACAGCCGGGAGGAGCGGACAGAGCGGCGGAGGAGCUUUAAGGACUGACAGCUACGGGUACUUUGCCAUUUCUGAGACGGGGUUACGAUACCGUGGAGCUUUGGGGAAGGCGGGGCCGAUCCGGUGGGUUCCCAAACUGGAUUGCUUGGCUCUCCCUCACAGCGACGCAGCGGUUUUUUCUUCUUCUUUUGUGGGGGGCGGGGGGGUCAACGAAGGAGGCAACAACUGGGAAUAAGGGAGCUUUCUUUUCCCAACUCUUCUCUGGCCACCCUGCAGCUGACUAUAGGAGAGGUGCUUUGUCAGAUAUUCCUGUCAAACGGUCAGCUGCUCGUGGCCUCCGCCCCCCCGUCCCCCCCUCCUCCUCUAUUCUCCCAUUAGGAACAUAAUCAGUUUUGGGACGCAUAUCUUUUUUUGUGGGGUGGGGGGAUUAAUUGAUCCCCAGCCGGGGUCGGACUAUGGCGGACGACGACAUUCUCUUUGAAGAUGUGUAUGAGCUCUGCGAGGUCAUCGGCAAGGGUCCUUUCAGUGUUGUGAGGAGAUGCAUCAACAGAGAGACAGGGCAGCAGUUUGCUGUCAAAAUCGUGGACGUAGCCCAGUUUACGUCCAGUCCUGGACUCAGCACAGAAGAUCUGAAGCGGGAGGCCAGUAUCUGCCACAUGCUGAAGCAUCCCCACAUCGUGGAGCUGCUGGAGACCUACAGCUCAGAAGGGAUGCUGUACAUGGUGUUUGAAUUCAUGGACGGAGCAGACCUGUGUUUUGAGAUUGUGAAGAGGGCGGAUGCUGGCUUUGUUUACAGUGAAGCAGUGGCCAGCCACUACAUGAGGCAGAUUCUGGAGGCGCUACGCUACUGCCACGACAACAACAUCAUCCACCGAGAUGUCAAGCCUCACUGCGUGCUGCUGGCCUCCAAAGAGAACUCAGCUCCAGUCAAGUUGGGAGGAUUCGGAGUGGCGAUCCAGCUCGGAGAGUCCGGACUGGUGGCUGGAGGCCGUGUGGGAACGCCUCACUUCAUGGCCCCAGAGGUGGUGAAGAGGGAGCCGUACGGUAAACCUGUGGACGUGUGGGGCUGCGGAGUCAUCCUCUUCAUCCUGCUGUCGGGGUGUCUCCCUUUUUACGGCACCAAGGAGCGACUGUUUGAAUCCAUCUGCAAAGGCAAAUACAAGAUGAAUCCUCGUCAGUGGGGCCACAUCUCCGAGAGCGCCAAGGAUCUGGUGAGGCGCAUGCUGAUGCUGGACCCAGCUGAGAGAAUCACCGUCUACGAGGCUCUCAACCACCCCUGGCUCAAGGAGAGGGAUCGUUACGCCUAUAAGAUCCAUCUGCCGGAGACCGUGGAGCAGCUGAGGAAGUUCAACGCCAGGCGGAAGCUGAAGGGGGCCGUCCUGGCUGCGGUGUCCAGUCACAAGUUUAACUCCUUCUAUGGCGACCCUCCUGAGGAGCUCCACGAGUUCUCUGACGACCCCACCUCCUCAGGACUGCUAGCAGCCGAACGUGCUGUGUCUCAGGUGUUGGACAGUUUAGAGGAAAUUCAUGCCCUGACGGACUGCAGUGAAAAGGAUCUGGACUUCCUCCACAGCGUUUUCCAGGACCAGCAUCUACACACACUGCUCGAUCUCUACGAUAAGAUCAACACCAAGUCGUCCCCGCAGAUCCGAAACCCCCCCAGUGAUGCUGUGCAGAGAGCCAAAGAGAGUUCCUCCCAAGACGGAGCAAGUGGCGCUUUGAAACAUCUGGAAUAUGUGCUGGAAGAGAUCUCCUGCUACCCAGAAAAACACGAAGCGAAAGAACUCAGACGGAUACUGACGCAGCCACAUUUCAUGGCGUUGCUGCAGGCCCACGACGUGGUCGCCCAUGAGGUUUACAGUGACGAAGCUCUGCGGGUGACCCCUCCACCCACCUCGCCCUACCUGAAUGGAGACUCCCCAGAGAGCGCCAACGGAGACAUGGACCUGGAGAACGUUACCAGAGUCCGUCUGGUCCAGUUCCAGAAGAAUACAGAUGAGCCGAUGGGCAUCACGCUGAAGAUGAACGACACAAACCACUGCAUCGUUGCAAGGAUAAUGCACGGAGGGAUGAUCCACAGACAAGGAACGUUGCAUGUUGGAGAUGAGAUCAGGGAAAUCAACAACAUCAGUGUGGCCAACCAGACUGUUGAGCAGCUGCAGAAGAUGCUGAGGGAGAUGAGAGGCAGCAUCACCUUCAAAAUAGUCCCGAGUUACCGGACGCAGGGCUCCUCGUGUGAGAAAGAGUCCCCCACCACAUCCAGGCAGUCCCCUUCCAAUGGCCACUCCAGCAUUAACAGUUCUAUCCUGGACCUGCCAUCUACAAUCCAGCCCAAGGGCCGUCAGAUUGUUUCCAGACCUCCAAUCAAGGACAAAAUGUCAGUUAAGAUAUUUGUGAGGGCCCAAUUUGAAUAUGACCCCUCCAAAGAUGAACUUAUCCCUUGCAAGGAGGCGGGAAUUCGUUUCCGCGUGGGCGACAUCAUCCAGAUCAUCUCCAAGGACGACCACAACUGGUGGCAGGGCAAGCUGGAGAACACGAAGAACGGCACGGCGGGCCUCAUCCCGUCGCCAGAGCUGCAGGAGUGGCGGGUGGCAUGCAUCGCCAUGGAGAAGACCAAGCAGGAGCAGCAGGCCAGCUGUACCUGGUUUGGCAAGAAGAAGAAGCAGUACAAAGACAAGUAUUUGGCAAAGCACAACGCAGUGUUUGAUCAACUAGAUCUCGUCACGUAUGAGGAGGUUGUGAAGCUUCCUGCUUUUAAGAGGAAAACACUAGUUUUGUUAGGCGCUCAUGGUGUGGGAAGAAGACACAUUAAGAACACACUCAUAACCAAACACCCCGACAGAUUUGCCUACCCCAUCCCACACACCACCAGACCUCCAAAGAAGGAUGAGGAGAAUGGGAAGAACUACUACUUCGUUUCUCACGACCAGAUGAUGCAGGACAUCAGCAACAACGAGUACCUGGAGUAUGGCAGCCACGAGGACGCCAUGUAUGGCACGCGGCUGGAAACCAUCAGGAAGAUCCACCAACAGGGACUGGUUGCUAUACUGGAUGUUGAACCUCAGGCCCUGAAGGUCCUCCGGACAGCGGAGUUUGCCCCCUACGUCAUCUUCAUCGCUGCACCAACCAUCACGCCAGGCAUCAAUGAGGACGAGUCACUGCAGCGGCUGCAGAAAGAGUCGGAGAUCCUACAGAAGACCUACGCCCACUACUUCGACAUGACCAUCAUCAACAAUGAGAUCGACGACACCAUCAGGCACCUGGAGGAGUCCAUGGAGGUGGUGUGCACCACCAGCCAGUGGGUCCCCGUGUCCUGGGUCUACUGACCAGCUACAGCAGCGUGGCCAAACUCUUUCUCUUAAAAAAAAACAAAAACUCUUCAGACCACGUGAUGGGAACUUUUCUCUACACUGCACUCUAUGAACAAACCCCUCGGUGUUCUGUGAAAGCAACCACAGCAUUCACCUGAAAUCCUCCUUUACGCUGCACACAACCUGAAACAGCUCAGCGUCGGACUCUGGCCCUCGCGGACGACCUAGUCAUAGUGUUGUAUAAAAUCAGAGUAAACAAAAAAUGAAUAUUGUCAUGUCUGUACUAGCUAGAAGGCAACAUUUUUGUAGAUGUUUGUUUUAAAGAGACAGUACUGCGUCCCGUCCUUUCAUGUAGGUGCACUCCAAGCCCCCCCCCCCAAUCACACUGUAGUCCUGCUGGGUGUUAUAAACCACCUUUUACUAAGACAAUGUCAGUGGAUUUUUUUCUUUUUUUAGGUAAAAGCACACAAACACUGCAAUGUCUUCUCGUCUGUAGAUCCUGCCAGCAUCCCUCAUUCAUUCCUGUUCUAAGCUUUAAAGCUGGGUUACUCCCUCUCGUCUAUCCUGUUAUCCCUCGGUACAGUUGCAGUAUUUCCCCACACAUGCACCUACCAGGUACUGUCUCUUCUAAAUGAAUUCAUACAUGUUUUAUAAAUCUGAAUGAGGUUAUCAUGCAUGUGAACAUUUGCGAGCUUCCAUGCUGUCAGUCAUUGUUCCCAGUGUCCCUCUGUGACCCUCCAAGAAAGAAAAGACUAAAAUAUCCAUAAAAAUUAAAAACAUUCCAGUUAAAAAAAUAAACUCAACCAAGUCAGAAGUGGCAAAAAAAAAACAAAACCUUAACAAUGAUGGAGCUGGACGUUGAUUCGACGCCUGUGCACAUCCCCUUGAGUUUCGGGUGACAUUUCUAAACCACAGAUUUAUAGCAGGAUCGACCAUGUAAGUGAGAUGUGUUUGUAAGAAAAAAAAAUUCAAAGUAUUGAUUAUUUUUUUUUCCUCUUUGAUUUGUCAUACAUAAAUAAAUAAGAAAAAAAUGCCUGAUCUCUCAUUUGCCAUUUCAGAAAUGUGAUGUCCAGGAGUACUAGUGUUUAAAAGUCCAGAGAUGAAAUGUUCAUGUUGAUUUGAAACUAAAUGCAAAGCAAGUGUAAACGUUACUUCAUCCAAAGGUGAAGACUUUGCAGCAAGAGGCGACAGUGUGUGCAACUGAAUAACCACAAUAUGUGAAUACAACAGACUGAUGAACUGCCCCAUGUGUAAAUGGCUCUGCAAUGAUGGAGUUCUUCGAAAUUAAUUUUUUAAAUACAUUUCCUUUCGUGUGUUGGAAAAAACA